Messenger RNA from Schizosaccharomyces cryophilus OY26, 1982 nucleotides. Its product is annotated as Svf1 family protein Svf2. The record is from RefSeq and is a predicted model, not a curated record. Gene Ontology annotation, cellular component: cytoplasm. Bases 409 to 1470 code for a protein of 353 amino acids. NCBI's taxonomy places the organism in Eukaryota, Fungi, Ascomycota, Schizosaccharomycetes, Schizosaccharomycetales, Schizosaccharomycetaceae. The transcript has a single exon. Gene Ontology annotation, biological process: response to oxidative stress.
GAAUGAAAAUUCUAAGUCGAAUGAUAUACUGUUAGAUGAUCUCAACCGCAAAGAUCAGACGAGCAUUGCAUGGUCCUAGGAAACACACCACCAGAAGGUUCAGUCUCAGGCUAUAGGAAAGGUAUACAAAGGAAUCUUUUUAUUUAAUUUUUUCUGUACUUUUUGGAGUUGAAAUUUCAUAUCAUAUUCGUUUUCACGCCUGCUCUGGAUGUUUUAUUAAAGCUGAACUUUGAAGACUUACAAUCCUUGUAUCUCUAAUAAAGUUGAUCAUAUCAGCCAUUUCAUCGUAGUCUUCACUGAUACAAUUAUUUUGCGUUAUCGAAGUUGCAGAUUUUCUCAUCGGAUUGAAUAUUGGUCUUGUCUUUUCCAGUGAACACUUGCUUUCUUAUCUCUUUCUUUAUUUUGAAUAUGCCUACGAGUAGUUAUAGCAGUAAUGCAAAUAAGUUUGAGCUAAUCCAUUGUAAAGAAUUGGCCUGGAAUCUUUCACGAUCUCAUUUAACGACUCAGUACAAGUCAUUUUACAUGUGCUUUGACGAUGGAUCAUUUGGGUAUAUUCAAUUUGCGUACGGAAAUCUUGGUCUGUUCGUAAAGGUUGCUCCCUUAGGAUGGACUUACUAUCCUUCAAAAAAUGAAACGGUCCAGGUGCCCAUAGUUGCUAGCUCUACUUAUCUAUAUAGGAAUAUGAAGGUUUCUAAGGAUCGCUAUAGCGUUGAUGUUCAAAAACACUCUAUGCAUUUUGAUGUGAAAAUGCGAGCGUGGCAUGUGAUGAUUGAAGGAAUGUAUGAUCUUACAAUACAUAUGGAAGAUACGGGGUUUUCUUUAAUGGAUUUUGGCCAAAACGAUAUAAAGGGCUACAUGGAGCACAAAACAUUUCCAGUAAAUACCCUGGAAGGAACGGUUACUGCACAUGGAAGUACAAAAAAGGUUACCGGCACCGCCGUAUUCAUUGAUGCAAUGUUCUUUAAAGAAAAGUUUACUAAUCUGGGACAUACGUGGCAAAAUAGUUUGUUGUUUGACGCGUCCAGAAAGAAUGUUUUAACCUGUUUACAUUAUUUUCCUCGUGAUUCAGCUGAAACUUUUCGAUCUCAAGCUAGUUUGACUUUAGAUGGGAAGCUGGUGGCCGUUCUUUUAAAUAACGAAUAUACCACAGAAGGUGUUUUACAGGUGGAUGGAAUACGAUACCAGUUACCUACCCAUAUUCAUCGCAUUCUCUCAGGUUUUACGUUCGAUGGGAAACCAGUCAGCGUGCACUUGGCAGCAGAUCUAGAAAAAAUUGAAAGCAUUACCGAUGUUUUAAACAUUUUUCCAAAAUGGGCAAAAGACAUUGUAUCUAUUUGGGCUGGUCUUCCUUACGUCUUCGUGUGGUUGCAACAUUUAGUAGCUGAGGUUUACAUAGACGACCAGUUCGUUUCUACUUUAUCUGGGUGCCAUUAUCUGGAGCAGACUUGUGUCCAUAUGCCCUAUUCUUAAAGAGAAAAAAAAAAGGGAGAAGUUUUUCCCACCGAUACUGCGUCACGGUUUUUUCCGGUUCCUAUUUUUGCAAAACCAUUCCUCCUAAAGAUUUACACAAGAUUCAUUUGUUUCAUUUUCUCUUUUUCAUACACGGGGAUAUCUCAUUUGACUUCAUCUAAUAAAUAAAUUUUUUGGUCUUUCUUCUUACAUAUCAUAUUCAUGAUUUGUUGGGUUGCUUUCACCUUAUCCCUUCCUUUUAGAUCAUUUUAUACCCAGCAAUUUCAGGUUUUUGGUUGGAUUUUCUUGCAUGUUUCCUUGAUAAAUAAUUUGUGGUUUUCCUAUAUUUGGUUUUGUCUUUUACGUUUUUCGUCCGCUUAUUCAAUAAGGAUUUAUGAUUGUUCAGGUUCAUUAGACUAGCACCUUUUAGACCCAAUUAUUAUUAAUAAAUUUUUAUUUAUCAAACUCACAAAAUGAAUCUUUCAACUCUCUCUUCCUGCAUUUAUUUUCAUUUCCCAUUCACAUAUAGUGCA